GGGGUGGGGCGCAGGAUAAGCAGUGCCAAACUAGACAUUAAAGUCCAUCGUAAUCUGAUAGUAUAUAUUAGAUGCCAUUAUCCGUACAGGAAAUACUUUGAAAUGUAUGGCUUGGAAAAGGAGCCUAGAGAGACAGAGGGCUGCCUGUCAAGGAAACUCCCAAGUAACCUACAACGAUCCAGCGCCCCCUGGCGGCUUCAUGGGUUUCAGAACCUCUUGGAGCGCAGCCAGGGGGCACAGAGGGCGAAGCCAGGGCACGGAGCGCACAGCCACAGUUCAGUGAAGAUGGCUCUGUCCCAAACUGAUCACAGGACUUUCCUGGCUUUCCCAUCCACCAAAACCUACUUCCCACACUUGGACCUGAAACCAGGUUCCAGCCAGGUUAAAGCCCAUGCCCAAAAGGUGGCCGAUGCACUGACACUCGCUGCCCACCACCUGGACGACCUGCCUGGUUCUCUGUCUGCUCUCAGUGACCUACACGCACACGAGCUCCGCGUGGACCCUGCUAACUUUCAGUUCUUUAGCCACUGUCUGCUGGUGACUCUUGCCCGGCACUAUCCCGGAGACUUCAGCCCGGAGAUGCAUGCCUCCUUGGACAAGUUUCUGGGUCACGUGACUUCGGCACUGGUCUCCAAGGAUCGCUGAACUGAGGAUACACAGCGGUGUAGUCUUUGCCCCUGCCCUUCUUCGAAUUCACAAUAUUUGAGUAAACCUCCCCGGGACUGCAUUGCUGUCUUGUAUGCAGAGUUGCACAGGAGAAAGAUACCCCACACGCAGUAUCAAACAAAAGGUUCCAAGAGACUGGAAUUACAGCUAAACUAGUGUGGAAAACCUCAUAGGAAAGUCAGCUUCCCUUGUUUUUGUUGUUUUAAUUCAUUUUUGCCUUUGAGAUACAUUUUAUGCUCUAUGUAAUCCAGGCUGGCCUCUCAAAUCCAUCGUACAAACUAGGUUGGUCUUGAACUCCUCACACUUGUGUUCCCACCCUCAUCUCUGUCCAUCCCCCAAUCCCCACCAAGCAUGACGGAUUAUAAGGCAUGCCCCACCAUAAA
Molecule: messenger RNA, 1049 nt
Organism: Rattus norvegicus (Norway rat)
Lineage: Eukaryota; Metazoa; Chordata; Mammalia; Rodentia; Muridae
Source: RefSeq, a predicted model, not a curated record